Phytomonas sp. Hart1 is the source of this 679-nucleotide messenger RNA. The record is from the annotation of a GenBank genome assembly. NCBI's taxonomy places the organism in Eukaryota, Euglenozoa, Kinetoplastea, Trypanosomatida, Trypanosomatidae.
AAAAAAACAUACAUUCUAGCCAUUCUUCUCUCUUAAUAUUUUCGUCCUUAACUUAUUUUUCUCCCAUAUACACUAAAAAUGCACGGUCGUGUUGAAGGCAAGCUUUCAAAACUUGGCAUUAAGCUCCCAACACCUGCAGCAUCUGUGGCGAAUUACUUGCCGUUUGUCAUCUCUGGGGGGCAAGUGCAUUUCUCAGGCCAACUACCCAAGGGAGAGGAUACCAAUCUCGUGGUCGGUCAACUUGGUGCCGGUUUGAGUCUUGAAGAGGGUCAGAAAGCUGCACGUUUAUGUGGGAUCAAUUUGGUAUCGCAGAUAAAAGCCUCCCUCGGUGAUCUCGACCGUGUCAAAAAAGUGGUAAAAAUCAACUGCUUCGUCAACUCGUCCAGUGAAUUUACAGGACAGCCUGCAGUUGCCAAUGGCUGCUCCGAUGUCCUGGUGGAUAUUUUUGGCGAGGAGGUCGGGAAGCAUGCGCGUUGUGCAGUUGGUGUGGCUCAGCUUCCUCUUGGAGCCGCAGUGGAAGUGGAUGCUAUAGUGGAAUUCAACUAAGUUCUUUUUACAUUUUUAACCUACUCAUUUAUAAUUAUGCUCUAUUAGUAGUUAUUAAUGCUUCUUGUUUCCUAAAUGAGAAUAGUAUUAUCGAGUUCAUUGAUUCGUAGUAAUUAUCUUCUUGAAAAUCUAA